AUGGGCGACGAGGAGGCGGGCGAGACCGUCGCGGACCUCCCCCGCUUCGAGGCCGAUGCCGAGGCGAUCAGGGAGGCGGAUCUGAGGGCGGCAGCCGCCGCCACGUCCGCGCGAGGCGACCCGACGGGAGCGGGGGCGCCGCGCUUGGGCAACGGCAAACCGAGGAUCACCACCACGGCGCCGUGGGCGAUGGGCGCCAGACCCGCGCCGCCCGCGAGGCAGCGACGCACCGCCGCGCCGUGGGCGCCGCCCGCGCCCGGAAAACCCGGGACGAGCCCCGAGAAGCGCUCCGGCGUCGGCCUCGGAUCCAUGUCCGAGUUGGGCAAAUCUCUCCCUCCGCAUCAGUCGACCACCACCGCGCCGCUCCCGCCGCCGCCCCCGCCGCCGCAGGCGUUCCUGGACAACUGUCCGGGUCUUUCCGACAGGCGCAGCAGCCUGCGCGUGGAGGCCAUGACCUACGGCGCGCUGUUCGGCGGCGACGGCGCCGACGACGACGGGUGCCCCGUCGUGGUGCCCGUCUUCCAGCGGACGUACUGUUGGACGGAUGAGCAAGUCGCCGGGUGGUGGCGCGACGCCUUCCAGGGCGGCGGAAGGGCCGCCAAGCCCGCCGCGGACAGGCUGGCGCACGGUACCGGCCGGUGCCUCUUCCGCAGGGUCUCCGACGCCGACGACGACGGGUCAGAGCCGCGCGAGAGCCUGCUGUGCCUGGACGGGCAGCAGAGGUCGACGACGACGCAGCUCGCGCUCGCCGCGGUGCGAGACGCGGCGCUCGCGCUCGUGAACGCGGAGACGGUGCCGAGGGGUGCCGACGCGGGGGUGCCGAGGGGUGCCGACGCCGACGCCGACGCCGACGCGCUGAUCCGUCGCAUCGAGGCGGCGCUGUGGGUGCCCGGCGCCGACGCCGACGGAUGGAUUCGAUCGGCGGCGGCGGCUUCCUUCUCCUCGGCGGAUCUUGGCGCGAGUGAGACUCCGCCGUUCGUCGAGGGCGCCGUUCCGUCGGAGCUCCGAUUCCGGCUGCUCCCGUCGUGGGUGGACCGCGCUUCGUUCUUCGAGUGCAUCACCGCGGGCGCCGUGCACCACCGCGCGAGGGGGAUGGAUCCGGGAGGAGACGCACACGGUGAGUCACCGGGCGGUGAGUCACCGGGCCCGAAAGUGCGGUAUUCGGCUGGUACGUCGUCGACGCCGAUGGGCCGAGCCAAGGCUCUUCUGGACGCCAAAGCCGCCGACCUCGUCCGCGCGGGCGAUCGCGUCGCGUCCAUCGCCGCGCUGCGCGACGCCGUCGACGCCGCGCUGGUUGGCACCAAGCUGAUAUACGUCGAGGUGAAGGGCGACGACGUGGACCUGGCGCAGGCGUUUCAGUGGCUGCAGGAGAAGAGCCUCUUCGCGGGGUCGAUACUGUGGAACCGCGCGCCCGGCGUUGACUUCUCCGCGUGCGACCUCGUGCGCAACGCCCUCGUCGCCACCACGCUCCGCUUACCCCUCCGCGAGCAGGAGGCGUGGUACCGCGCCAUGUGGCUGGAUCCGCUGCAGCGAAGGUUGAGGGACGGCGGCUCGCCGCGCGCGUUUGACGCGCUGCUGAACGCGUUUCUGGUCGCCGAGGAUUCGAGGCGCGAGCGCGACGGGGCGCGAAUCGCGGUGCCGAGGGGUGCCGUCGCGGGGUUGCCGAGGGGUGCCGUCGCGACGGCGCUGGCGGCGGCGGACGGGACGCCGGUGGGCCCGCGAUACGUCUCGGCGACGGAGCGCGACUUUGGCGCGAUGAUGGAAUCGGACGCCGUCCCGGAAAAGUUCAAGAAGGGCGCGGGACCGGGAUCGCCCAUGUGGGUGUACUGCAGGUUCAGGAGCUACGUCGAGGAGGUGGCGCUGGGGGCGGCGGGGGUGGACCCGACGUCGAGGCGCGCGAAGAAGCCGGCGAAGCCCAGGAAUUUUGACAUCACGACGUCGGCGCCGCCGCCCGAGGAGGACGAAGAGGACGAGGACGAGGAGAAGAAUUCCGGGACUGGCGACGGGGACGGGAUGUGGGGAGGGGUGGAGGGCGCGCGCGACGGUGGGGAGGACGGAAACGACGCGGUUCUCAUCACGGAGGAGGUGACGCGGGUGGUGUUGGCCAGGGUGGUGGAAUACGCGGAGAGAAACGGACACUUUGCCGAGUAG
Micromonas commoda is the source of this 2151-nucleotide messenger RNA. RefSeq lists its product with no specific name. Bases 1 to 2151 code for a protein of 716 amino acids. The record is from RefSeq and is a predicted model, not a curated record. The transcript has a single exon. NCBI's taxonomy places the organism in Eukaryota, Viridiplantae, Chlorophyta, Mamiellophyceae, Mamiellales, Mamiellaceae.